AUGGCUCCGAGUACGGCUCCUUAUUCCACACCAUGGAUUCCGGCACCUUAUGGUAGAGCCUGCGUUGGCUGCUCCCGUGCCAAGUGCAAGUGCUUUUAUCGCUCAAAUGGGGGAAGAUGCGAGAGAUGUUGCCGUCUUGAAAUUUCCUGCGAGCCUGCCGCUGGUGUCCGAAAGAGCAGAUUCAACGCGAUACGAUCUGCACCGAGUGCCGAUGCGAGAUUGGAGCGGAGACUUGACGAUCUUGCCUCUCUAAUACAGUCACAAGGUGCCAGCAGGUCGACAGCUACUCCAGGGACGAACGAUCCCCCUUCGGUUGACUCCAGCGGACAAGUUCCUUUCGAUCCGCCACCAGAGUAUAGCACUCCAGCGUCGCCUGCAUCAUCAUACCAACCGGACGUUGCGAUAAAUUCGGCUGAUGCCACGGUCGAACUCCUCCGUCCCGUGGAACCCGAAUCAAGUGAUCCUUCCUCUCUGAUACAGAGUGACAUGUCUAUCCAUGGCCUCACAGAUCGUGUUGCCGAGGAACAGCUCAACACUUUUCGACGCUCCUUCUUACCCAACUCACCACUGUUUCACCUCCCUCCUUCUCUCACUUCGCGAGAGUUUCGUCAGCAGAAACCAUUUACUUGGUUUGUGACUAUGGCAUUGUCAUCCAAGCAGAUCUCUCAACAAUUUGCCAUGGAAGAGACCAUCUGGCGAAUCAUCUCAAAGAGGAUUGUCUGCGAGCAUCUCGCCAACCUCGACUUGCUCAUUGGACUCAUCUGCUUUGCGUCAUGGUCACAUGGCUUCAAAAUGGACAAGCCGUUCAUGACAAUGCUUACUCAAAUGGCCGUGUCACUGGCCUUUGAACUCGGAUUGCACAAACCUCCCGUAAAUGGGGCCCAGCGCUGCAAAUUCGGGCGAUCUGUUGCCGAGCAGCAACAGGCACGGAGGGAACGAACACUAGAGGAGCGACGAACUAUUCUUGCUCUUUUUCACUUGUCUUCAUCAACUUGGACCGCAUUCCGCAAGACGGAGCCUAUACGCUGGACUGCUUACAUGCAAGAAUGUCUACAAACUCUUUCCGAGCAAGGAGAGUCGCAUCUCGAUGCCAUACUCGUGGCUCAGAUCAAGUAUCAGCUUAUCUUCCACCAGGCUGAACCGUUUGCUUCAGUGCAGCCAUUUUUGGAGGGCACGCAGAAGUCACCAUCUGCGACUCUUAUCACGGCACUGCUGAGGCAGCUUGGUGAAGUCAGAGAUACGUUGCCUGCCAACGUCAAGUCUGAGAGAAUCAUCCAGCUGAACCUGUGUUAUGCGGAACUGGCACUCAAGAAACACCUCAUUGGAGAACCAAAGACAAGCAGUCAAUCAAUCCCGGAAAACUUCCAGAGACUUCAAAAUCUGGAUUCGGCUUUGGGCAGCACCGAAAGAUGGCUAGGACUCUUGUUUGAUAUGCCUCUAAGCGACCUGGCUGGCAUCAACGUCGACUUUUGCACGCAAUUCCUCCACUGUCUGGAGCCGGGAUGGGAUAUGGAAGAGGUGAGAAAGAGGAUAGAUGUAAUGAGUGUUCUUGAUCGUUCCCAUGAGGUACUCGGAGAAGUUUCUAUGGCUAUGGGCAUCGUGGACGACCCGGGUCCUCGCAUGGGCCUCUUAUUUAGGACUGCUGGUCUCCUCAGGGCUGUCAAAACGUUGUUCAUGGCAGAGAUGCAGUCGAGACUACCGCAGAAUGUGCCGCAAGAACAGGCUGCUGAAGACUUGGGUGGUGCGAUGGAUGGCCAGUGUUUGAAUUUUUCAGAUGAGCUCUUCCAGGGCUUAUCAUACACCUGGUUCAGCCGCCUUAUCUCGACCAUGGGAGGCACGCUUGUCAUCGGCGCCUCGAUCCAACUCAUCGCAUAUGCCCUCACCUUCUGGAAGCCCCCAUUCCUAGUGUUUGGAUCAUUCUUCUUCUUUACAGGUCUGGGCGUUGCGUACCUUGACGCUCAGGUGAACACCUAUGUUGCGCACAUGCGAAACUCGCACCAGUGGUUGGGCGUGUUGCAUGCUGCGCAUGGUCUGAGUGCGUUGCUUAGUCCAAUUGCAGCGACGACGUUUGCUACCAAGACUCCUUACUGGCAUCUGGUUUACCUCAUGAUGUUGGUUCUGACACUUUGCAAUAUUGCAUGGUUGUCUUGGAGCUUUAGAGGUAGCCUCUUCAAGUCCUUUGGGUAUACCGAUGGCGAGGACGCUAGUGACUAG
Messenger RNA from Fusarium falciforme, 2214 nucleotides. Its product is annotated as MFS domain-containing protein. The coding region runs from base 1 to 2214 and encodes 737 amino acids. Gene Ontology annotation, molecular function: transcription cis-regulatory region binding; zinc ion binding; DNA-binding transcription factor activity, RNA polymerase II-specific. The record is from RefSeq and is a predicted model, not a curated record. Gene Ontology annotation, biological process: regulation of DNA-templated transcription. NCBI's taxonomy places the organism in Eukaryota, Fungi, Ascomycota, Sordariomycetes, Hypocreales, Nectriaceae. Gene Ontology annotation, cellular component: nucleus. The transcript is spliced from 7 exons.